This is a messenger RNA of Apis cerana (Asiatic honeybee), 2099 nucleotides long. RefSeq names its product Ecdysone-inducible gene E3 (gene ImpE3). The record is from RefSeq and is a predicted model, not a curated record. Lineage: Eukaryota; Metazoa; Arthropoda; Insecta; Hymenoptera; Apidae.
GUACUGUGCGCGGCGAUGGAACCGUUACCAGCCUUUUUCGAGACCAGUUCCUCGGCGACGCUCGGCCGCGAACCUUGAUCCACGCGAGGAAAAUCGACGAAUCGAAGGAACAGGCGCUCUGGACCGGUCUGGAUCGUUUCAGUUUCGAUAUAACGACGCUCUCACGCGGACUAAUCGGAUUUUUUCCCGGAUCGGUUGAUGAUGGCGAUCCUGUGAUCUGGCGCGGUGGUGACAUUCUUAUUGGAAAUAGUGUUUCUCGUGUUCGGGAUACAUUCGAGAGGUUGAUACAUUUCCAGAGCGAGAAAGGUAGCGAUUAUUCGAAGAGAGAGAUCCGGAAAAGGCAAUAUGAAGAUCUUUUAUUGUUUUUUGGUGAUCGUGCUGUCUCGACAGGCUCUUUGUGGAAUUCUAAGAAACCCACCUGCCUUCUCGAAGCCAGUUUACUCGGAUUCCUAUCUUCCUGCAGCUAUGCAAGUGAUAUUCCACGCUGUCGAGCAAUUGAAACUCCUCCAAUCAGAAGAGAUUAUACACAGCUCGACCAACACAGCAAGUCCCUCGACCUCGCCGAUCACCCUCACAGAUCAAGAUCAACAAACAACGUCUCAAGAUUCUUCCACCUCGGUCACGAUAACUCAAGAGGAGUCGAACGCGGAGGAGGAAGAAUCCAACUCGGAAGACUCGUCGAGAAACAAGGAGGAGCAAACGUCCCAACAACCCCCGGAAAACAGACCGGUAGACUCCAAGAUCGAGGAAGAAACGGAAGAAGCGAAAGUGGACGAGGCAUCGACGGACGAAGUGGAGGGAUCAAGAGUCGAAGAGACUUCGAAAGGUUCCAAAAUUGAGGGGACGUCGAGCGAUGAAGCGGGCGAGAAGAAAGCGAGCGAAACAAAAAUGGACAAAAUGGAAGGAACAUCGAAGGACGCAACGGCGAAACCUGUAGAAUCGACGGAGGAUCGCACGGGAGUAGAAGAAUCGCCAGAGUUGAACGAGGAAACCCCAGAAGCGAACUACGCGACGCCGGAAACGAAUUACGAGAAACCGGAAGAGGUGCAUGCCGUGGAAGAAACGAAUCAAGAAGUUGAGGAGGAAAAUCACGAAUGGAUUUCCUCGAUCGAUGCGGAAACGAGGGUGGAAGUGACGACAGCGUUGGCUAAUGCUGCCGAUUCGGAUCGAGUGACGAUCAUUGGGAAACAUGACGAGAAGAAAGAGCCGACGAUCGACAGCGUGGUCCAAGGUGUCUACGAGAUCUUGAAACCUACCACGUCGAAAUUCGUGGAUGAAGAACUGUUCGAGGAGUCGAAAAGCAUCGUGGGAGUUUCGGUGGAGAAAAUGGAGAGGGCCGAGGAGGAGAGUGACGAGAAUAGGUUUACACGUCUGGGCGAGAAGGUGACCCAAGUUCCAAGGCCGAGCUUGACCAGCUAUCUAAGACGUUCCAAAGUACCACCCAGUGCCACUCUUCAACAACUUGCAAAUCUUUACGACUCGUUGAGCAAGGAUGCUAGAAAACAGGGAUUUGGCAAAUAUACCGGAUAUUCCGACGAGGUUCUCAAUACUUUGGAAACUUCGGCCGAGGGGGGUAUAGGGCCACAGAUGAAGAAGAUUCUUUCCAAGGUGUUGGAACGAAACGAGUUGACCAGGGAAGACGCGAGAAUGAGGGCGUCACAGGCUGUUCGAGAUCUCGACAACCCUUCGAGCAUGCUCAACAAGGAUCUAAGAGCUGUGUUGCCUUUGCGUUAUUCCCCGUAAUCCUAGAUAUUAGAUAUGAUCGAUUCACACGCGUCCACGAUUAAUUCGAUACGUUGAUUUAAGGAUUUGUUAUUUUGAAGGGAAAAUUGAUAUUCCGUAGCGUAGAGAUUGAUCGAAUAAAGUGGAACGUCUAGUAGUAAUACUCGUUUUGAUUUGAAAAUUUUAUUACGGAUUAUUGGAAUUGGAAAUUGUUGAAAAUUUUAAAUAGAAUUAAGUAAUUAUUUGAAUUACCUGUUGAAAUUUAGAUUACACUUUCUUCGACAGUUGAUUUCGAGCGUUGAUAAUACACGGUGGAAAUAAAAUUAUUAUUUUCUUUCUGUAUAAUUAAUGAUUCAAUAAAACUUUUAUACAUAGUG